Messenger RNA from Trichechus manatus latirostris (Florida manatee), 2964 nucleotides. RefSeq names its product dehydrogenase/reductase 9 (gene DHRS9). Gene Ontology annotation, molecular function: all-trans-retinol dehydrogenase (NAD+) activity. The transcript has 6 exons. Lineage: Eukaryota; Metazoa; Chordata; Mammalia; Sirenia; Trichechidae. The record is from RefSeq and is a predicted model, not a curated record. Gene Ontology annotation, biological process: steroid metabolic process; retinol metabolic process. Gene Ontology annotation, cellular component: intracellular membrane-bounded organelle. The coding region runs from base 733 to 1692 and encodes 319 amino acids.
AAAAAAAGCUAAAAAAGAAUCAUCAGUGAUUGAUUUUCCCUACCUACUCUCUUAGGACGGAAGACAUGCUAAAUAAGCAAAGGUGUGUUAACAGAAAAACAAAAGAUCAGGCAACAGAAACAAACUGAAGAUCACAAACGAUAAGCAUAAUUCAAAAAUUAUUGAAACAGCUUUUAUUUCCAAUGCACCAGGCCGUUUACAAAAUGCUUCCAUGUUACAUUAUUUCUUUCGACUGCUGGAUUUGGUUGAGAGAGUGUGCCACAGCUAAAGGAAUGUUAUGAUCAUUUUUAAGUUUCCUCUAAAAGUUGCUAGAUAAAAAUCUACUAUACUGCUGCUUGCUUUAGAAACAUGUGACCCACAGCUUCUUGGCUUCCUUCACCCUUUAAAGAGCCAUUUAGUCAUCAUGCAGUGUCACAACAGAUGUGACUCACAGAGCAAGGACAGAAGGCGAGGAAUCUUCACACAUGUAGGUGCUCAGAGUUCAGCGGAAGCCCAGGCGACUCAACCUCAAGAGAAUCAGCUUGGUUAGAGUGGCACAACUCUUCCUUCCCCUGUGCACCGCAGAAAGAUGGCAAUAGUCCAAUCUGAAAAUAAUUAGAAGUCUGGCAGAACAAUUAGAUUUUGAGCUUAUCCUGGGCAUGGAUUUCAUGAAGUAGCCAAAGGAUCAGGACACCAUCUUCUUUUAUGGUAUGAGAAAAGAGUGCCCUUGUCAUAUACAGAAAGAAAAAAAAAAUGUUGUUUUUGUUGUUAGCCCUCCUAAUCCUGUGUGGUUUUCUGUGGAAUUACAAAAGACAACUAAAGAUUGCAGACAUCACGGAUAAGUACAUUUUCAUCACUGGGUGUGACACGGGCUUUGGAAACUUGGCAGCCAGAACUUUCGAUAAAAAAGGAUUUCACGUAAUUGCUGCCUGUCUGACUGAAUCGGGAUCAACAGCUUUAAAGGCAGAAACCUCAGGCAGGCUUCACACGGUGCUUCUGGAUGUAACUGACCCAGAGAAAGUCAAGAAGACUGCCCAGUGGGUGAAGAACCAAGUUGGGGAGAAAGGUCUCUGGGGUCUGAUCAACAAUGCUGGUGUUCUCGGAGUGCUAGCUCCCACUGACUGGCUGACUGUGGAGGACUACAGAGAACCUAUUGAAGUGAACCUGUUUGGACUCAUCAAUGUGACAUUACGUAUGCUUCCCUUGGUGAAAAAAGCUCGAGGGAGAGUUAUCAAUGUCUCCAGCAUCGGAGGCCGGCUUGCAUUAGGUGGAGGGGGAUAUACUCCAUCCAAAUAUGCUGUGGAAGGAUUCAAUGACAGCUUAAGACGGGACAUGAAAGCUUUUGGUGUUCAUGUCUCAUGCAUUGAACCAGGAUUAUUCCAGACAGGAUUGUCAGAUCCAAUAAAGGUAAAUGAAAAAAAACGGGCCAUUUGGAAGCAUCUGUCUCCAGACAUCAGACAACAAUAUGGAGAAGGUUACAUUGAAAAAAGUCUAGAAAAACUGAAAGACUCUACAUCCUUUGAGAACGUGGACCUCUCCCUGGUGGUAGAGUGCAUGGACCAUGCUUUAACAAGUCUCUUCCCUAAGACACAUUAUGCUGCUGGAAAAGAUGCCAAGAUUUUCUGGAUACCUCUGUCUCACAUGCCAGCAGUUUUGCAAGACUUUGUAUUGUUGAGACAGAAAGUAAAGCUGGCUAAUCCUAACGCAGUGUGACUCAGCUGACCAGGAAUGCCUGCCCCAGGCUAUGAGAUUGACUGAUUUCAAGGUCGUGCUCAUUUUCAAUCCCAUUCCUUAUCUACUCCAGCCUGGACUCACUUAGAAAACCAUGCUUCUUUUGAUAAAUAAAGGAACCCCACCAUCAGUGGUGAUUUCCCAGAGUCCUUUCUCAAGCUUUCUUUGAAAGAAGGGCAGGCAUAACAUGUCACAUGGACAAGACCUGCCCAAUAUUUAGGCUUUGCCUGCUUGGUAUGACGUAAGAGAUCGAAAGACUUUUCCUCCAAAAUGAUCUUCACCACUGGCAUACCCCACACCUGUAGUCCCCACCAUUUAGAGCAACUCCUUUGAGUUAGAAUUGACUCUACAGCAAUGGAGAGCAACUCCUUAAAUGUUAAAUAUUUUUCCCUUAGCAAAAUAUUAAGAAAUUAAGUAGAAAACUUUCAUAAGUGGAUUAGACUUAUUCUGCUAUCUUGCUGAAAAUAAGGCUCUGAAGGACUGGAACUCUGUUCUGGUAAGCUUUGAUGAGGAUAGGAAAAGGAUGGGUAAUGAAGCAUUAGGAGACACUGGUACAAGUUAAGGAGCAGUAGAAAAACACUGGGUAGACUGCAAGUAGGAGGGGAGAAAAAGAGAGCAGGAAGAGGGCUAAGAGAAAGACAUAGUUAUGAAAGCAGAGGUAGGGAGACUCCAAGACAGCAAGCCUUCUACUCUAUGGGGAGCUAUAAAGGAUAGACAUCUUUUUCAAGGCCACUGUGAACACUGAUGCACACACAGAUGUCUGGUGGAAGAUGGGAAUAAUACAGUAACAGGAUACCAACCAUUCCAGAGAAGCAAAAAUAUAGAGUAUUUAUGUUUAUUCUGGUGAUUGUAAAAAUAACAAGUGCCAGAAUAUCUGGUACAACUCAUACUCGAGAUGGUUGGAAAUCUUUCAUUUGAGGUGUCUCUGAAGCCCCAUGAAAAUAAGAAACUAAAUUAAAAGCUCUCUUUAGCCUACAGUGCAAUUAGGCCUGCUCCUUGCUCAUAUUCAUGGCUCUAAAGUGGAUUGACCCUGGACUCACACCUCCUCCAAAGGGAGAAGUUCCCUAAAUGGAUGUUUCCCCAGAUCCUAGUACCCAGUAUCACCCUCAAAGUUUCAUUGAAUAUUUAUGUGAAGCAGCCUGGACUGUCAGAACUCACUUGUCCUUUUUGCAUCAAUGAAGAAGAUUAGAACCAAAGACUCAAGGGAGCAAUUAGUCCAAAUGACUAAUGGACCACAUGAACCACAGCCUACAA